CAGACAGAGAAGGGUGACACCCUCUGCGCAGCGCAUUGUUUCAUCCAUUUUCUCUGUACAUUUAUUCCCAUUUCUUCCCUUGUGCUUCUCUCCAACCUAAUCUACCAUUACCUUUUCUCGCUCAAGACAUGGCUGCUUCUCACAGAUCGCUUACACGUCUGACAGAUAAGAAAUGUGUGCCAUGCAAUCUGAAGGAAUUACGGCCCAUGAGUGAGGAUUCAGCACAGACUCUAAUGCCACAGGUUCCUGAGUGGAAUUUGGUAAACGAUGGUGGUGUCAUGAAGCUGAGGCGGUCAUGGACAGUAAGGACCUUCUCCAAGGGAUUGGAUUUUUUUCGAAUAGUAUCUGUUCUUGCUGAAAGUGAAGGUCAUCAUCCCGAUCUUCACCUUGUCGACUGGAAUAAUGUUACUAUAGAGAUUUGGACUCAUGCUGUUGGCUCAAGCUUUGGAAAGCGUGAACCCCCAUUUGCGGUUCCAAGAUACACCCUAAAUCAGCACAGUUCAGGCUCUGGAAAUACGUUGAAGAUUUUAACCCACAUAUUUUACAAAGGACUCUGGUUUUAAUCACUGCUUCUCUGGAAAGCAAUGAGUUCCCCCCUCUUUGGAGAGAGAGAAAAAUAGCAUACUCAGUGGAUUUAUGAAACUUACCCUUUGUUUACCCGAGUCCCCCUAGAAGCUCCUAUCAUAAAAAAAAUAAGCUUCAGUUUCUAUUUGUUCUUUUGUAGAAAGUGUGUGUCGUGAGAAUAACAUAAAAUGAAGACAAACUAGAAAGGAAAAAGGUUUUAGAUACCUUUAUAGGAGUCCAACUAGAAAACCCCUUUGAGAUCAUACAGUAUUUUGGAAGUAAAAUUCAUGAAGCCGUGGAAUGGUUAACAGUGAAGACAACAUAUGAAAAUGUGCUAUAUUAGAAAAAUUUAGGACAUGCUUGGUCUAAGAAAAUGUGUUUUGCUUU
This is a messenger RNA of Vigna umbellata (rice bean), 951 nucleotides long. Lineage: Eukaryota; Viridiplantae; Streptophyta; Magnoliopsida; Fabales; Fabaceae. The record is from RefSeq and is a predicted model, not a curated record.